UCUCGUAACUCGGCACGAGUUCCCGUCAUAGCAUCUGGCCACCUGGGUUAAUGUUUCGGGCAUGAAUUUGACCUCAGCAGACGAGAACGAGUGUACGAGUUGAGUCAGCGGCUGACCGAGUUGCAGCGAUAUGGUAGACAUUGUGGAAGAUAGCGGCAGUGCACUUGUAUCUCUGGUCUGCCGGCUCAACAAGCAGCGAACGUGCGAAGAGACCAUCCCCGAACGCUGCUCUAUUUUUGCCAGCAGCCACUACAAAGCAGAAGGCACCAUGGCUCGAUGCUGGUCAUGGGAUCGCUGGAACUACUGCUCUCGUGUGCCACAGCAUGGUCCCGACAGCGUCCACAGUUGGUUAGUCGCCGGUGCCUGCGCUUUCUCCUCCUUCUUUGCCAUGGCCGGGCGGCGUUCGGCGGGAUUUCUAUUCGUCGCCAUUCUGGAGACAUUCCAGGUGAACAGGACCGAAGGCUCGUGGCCCAUAAUGGUGAUGGGCGCAGUAGUUUACCUGGCAGGUUUCAUUACCGGACCGCUGGUUCACAAGUUCACCGCUCGUCCAGUGAUUAUCGCAGGAGCAGUGAUUUCAGGAACCGGCGCAAUUCUCAGCUUUUUUGCCAGAACUAUUGGAUUUAUGACGUUUACACUCGGCAUAAUACAUGCAAUAGGAACUGGCAUGGUGUUCAUAGUGGCCCCUACCAUUAUCAGCGAGCACUUUGUCAAGAACAAGGGCCUCGCUAUGGGCCUCAACUUCGCUGGCGUCACCGCUGGCCUUUUUGUAUUCCCCAAGCUUCUUGAGUACUUCACCGCCACCUAUGGCCUGCGUGGUGCUCUUCUGAUCUUCGGGGCCGUCACCAUGAACGGGCUUGCAUUUAGCCUAUUCCCCCGCACCCCUGCUUGGAGGAAAGCUUCUGCACACAAGAAUCAACUCGCUGCUCAAUUUCCUUCGAAAGCCACCGGAGCGAAAGCAACGAACAAGCUAAGCGAUGCAUUGACGGUGUUUAAAAGCCCCGUGUUUUACCUCAUAAUAUACAGCUUUAACGCUUACGCCUUCGGAUAUGAGUGCUACAUCUCCCUAUUCGUCGACUUCGCCUCUGAUCGAGGAGUAGCGGUGUCCACUGCCGUUACCGUGAUGUCAGCGGGAGCAAUCUCCGAGAUCUUCGGGAGGUUCACAUUACCGGCAGCAGCAGAUCGCGGUCUGCUGCACAUAAAGACGGCCGUCGUGUUCACAUUGGCUGCCGAGGCGGUGGCGUUUCUUAUCCUUCCGUCGCUACGCUCUCAAGAACUUAUUUUCGCCAUGGCCGUUGCCAUAGCCUUCCUCAUCGGCACUGGAAUGGUCAUAUUUCCCGUGACCCUGGCGUCUUACUUCGGACACGAGAAAAUGUCAGUAUCCUUCGGCAUUGUCGUCGCGUCAGCCGGGAUGUUGUCAUUUGUGAAACCAUGUUUGAUAGGGCACUUCAGGGACAAUGUAGGUGCCUAUGACUGGCUCUUUGUGAUCUGUGGUGUUUCCAACGCUGUUGGAGCCACUCUUUGGAUUGUAGUUCUUGCGUGGGAAAGAAGUAGGAGCAAAAAGGAAGUUAUCAACAAUGAAAACGCGCCUGGAGAUACUAUCAUUAUUACGAAAUGUACCAAUAUCUUCGUGCACGAGCACGAAGGUCCAAUGUGAAACAAGAGAAACGGGCGCUGUGAAUAGUAGAGUGCAAUAA
Messenger RNA from Dermacentor silvarum, 1694 nucleotides. RefSeq names its product monocarboxylate transporter 2. The transcript is spliced from 6 exons. Gene Ontology annotation, biological process: transmembrane transport. The record is from RefSeq and is a predicted model, not a curated record. Bases 131 to 1654 code for a protein of 507 amino acids. NCBI's taxonomy places the organism in Eukaryota, Metazoa, Arthropoda, Arachnida, Ixodida, Ixodidae. Gene Ontology annotation, molecular function: monocarboxylic acid transmembrane transporter activity.